Molecule: messenger RNA, 1947 nt
Organism: Durusdinium trenchii
Lineage: Eukaryota; Dinophyceae; Suessiales; Symbiodiniaceae
Source: the annotation of a GenBank genome assembly
AUGACUGAAACCAAAGUUGGGGCGUCCGCCGCGUCACGCAGAGACCUUUUGGUCCAACAGCUCUUGGAAGAGCGUCGCCAUCGUUUGCAGCAAAAGCUAUUUGCGAAUGCCUCAGAGGAGCCAGUUCGGCCCAGCCCAGAGAGGUGUAGUCGGCUUGGUCGGCCUGAAAUUGACCGGACUCCGGUGUGUGUAACAGAGCAGAUUGAACAUGUCGAGCCUCAAGAUGAUGGUUUUUUGACCUCGGUUCUAGCACGGUUGAGGGCUGCUGAAAAAGCAGAGCAGCAUGACCAGCUCAGUUCGCAGCCAGAACAGGCUGCGCCAAGAGCGAUACAACCCUUUCCUGAGGCGGAGAUGCAAGUCCCCCGAGAGACGAAGCCCAAAGCAUGUUCUCAACCUCCAGGCAGGGUAGGUCAAAAGAAAAGAAAGCCAACCAAGGCCAGUCAAUCGAAGAGCCCAGCACCCAGGCGGCGGAGCUCAUCAGAGAGGUUUGAUCACAGGUUGCAGAAGUGGCAGCUGCAACAUCAAGCCUCCAGAGAGAAGCAAAUGCAGGCAAAGCAAGAAAAGGACAUAGAAGAACUCGAAGAAUGCACCUUCCAACCAUCGAUCAACAGCCGGUCAGAAUUCUACGCAAGGCGCUCUCGUGGUUGCCUCGCGGAAGCUUUGCCGGAGCGUUUGUACCAUGAGGCAGACAGGAGGGCAAAUCUGCGGAACAAGGCCAAAGAGAUCAUGGAAGCUGAUGCCUUGUGUUCCUGCACAUUUCAGCCAAAGAUCAACCGAAAGUCAACAGGUAGUGUUGGUCAACGUGCACCGCUACAUCUGCGAUUGGAUACUUUGAGCAAGCAGCGAGAAGAACGCGCUCGCUCUGCCCAUUUGGCUGAGGAGAAGCGUUCUGAGCACUUCUUUCAGCCUCGGAUCUCAUGCCGCAGCGAGCGGCUGGUGCAAAGAAAACGCGAUAUGUUGUACAAAAGUGCCUCCCACGGGCAAGUGGAGUGUUUAAGACAGCUUGGCCCUGUGGAAGAACGACUCUAUGCGGAGGCCAAAGAGAAGGAACAAAGGCUGGCCGCACUCCAAGAUGUUCAUGCUGAAGAGCUCCGCUCCUUUCCAAGUGUGGAUGACACUUCAAAGCAAAUUUGCAAAGCGUCAGUCUACUUCCAAGGUCCGCAGCAAGACUUCCUGACUCGACAGCAAACCUUCGAGCUAGCGAAGCAGAAGCGAAUGGACGUUCGUGCUCAGCAUUUGGAAACUGAGUGCUCCUUUCAGCCCAGAAUCACCGAAACAAGCCGUCAACUUGUUUGCAACAAUGUAGAGUUGCUGGGUGAGACUCCUGAAGAGCGAAUACAUCGCCUAGCAGUUCGAGAUGCUGAGAGGAGGGAGCAAACUCGACAAGAGCUAGAACAGCUGCAUCACAAAGACUACACCUUCAAGCCAGAGAUCAACCCAGUUUCUCAGGCACUGGCAGCAUCACGACUGGAGGACGGUGUGGCGGCAUCACCACAUGAACGUUUGUACCGCUCUGCACUCUCCAAGAGCCGCCACGACUCCGGCCACUCGGACGACUCAAGCUUCCGCCCACAGCUGGAUCGUCGGAGCUCCAGGCGUUUUGCACAUGUGAAGUCUCGUUAUGCAAGGCCAGAUCUCAUGGAAAGCAUCCGCCAGGAGCAGGAGAAGAAGGCUGAGUAUUUGUUAGAGAGGCGCCGUGAGCUCGAAGAAGAACGAAAUGCCGAUUGUACAUUUACCCCUUCCGUGACAGAAGGCUUUCAGGACAUUCAGAAGCCCGUGGCAGUGAGCGGCCUCGAUCGUUUCUUUGAGCUCAAGAACCUGGCGCUGAAGAAACAGCAAGAGCAGCAAGAACGAGAGCAGAGGGUUUUCCGACCCGAAACGAUUUCUGCACAGGGAGUGAAGGGAGUUACGGUUCCAGAGCCAUUCCAGCUGUCCAGAGAGGCAUGA